Messenger RNA from Cydia amplana, 1348 nucleotides. RefSeq names its product protein farnesyltransferase subunit beta (gene Fntb). Gene Ontology annotation, biological process: protein farnesylation. Gene Ontology annotation, cellular component: protein farnesyltransferase complex. Bases 41 to 1276 code for a protein of 411 amino acids. Lineage: Eukaryota; Metazoa; Arthropoda; Insecta; Lepidoptera; Tortricidae. The transcript has 4 exons. The record is from RefSeq and is a predicted model, not a curated record. Gene Ontology annotation, molecular function: protein farnesyltransferase activity.
GUAGGAUAAUUCUUCUCUCCUUUGUGUAUUCAAUUUAAAGAUGAAUAAAAAACUGGAAAAUGAGAUUCGGUGCUAUGCCAACAUUUCUGCAGAAGCUUAUAAUACAGAGAAAGUAGUCACGGACACAGCCACAGAUCAGUUGGAGGUUGAAGCUAUAGUAUUAAAAAUAUUUAGACAAUUUGAAAAGGAAGCAUCCAUUGAUCCUGAUCUGCCAAUACUUAAUAAACGGGUUCACAGUAAGCAAUUAAAAACUUGGUUGAAGGCACUACCAAAAGGUUAUGAAUGCUUGGAUGCCAGCAGACCAUGGCUUGUGUACUGGAUUUUACAUGCUUUGUGGAUCUUAGAUGAUAUGCCCGACACAGAGACAUUGUCUAGUGCUGUGGACUUUCUCGCUCAUUGUCAACAUGAGGAAGGGGGCUAUGGAGGCGGCCCAGGACAAUUUCCACAUUUAGGAACUACUUAUGCUGCUGUAAACGCAUUAGCUAUAAUAGGGACAGAUGAAGCAUACGAUUCCAUAGAUCGCAGCUCUUUACAAAAGUUUUUAUGGACACUUCGAGAUGUAGAUGGCUCCUUUGCUCUUCACAAAGGAGGGGAACAAGACAUAAGGGGAGCGUAUUGUGCAGUAAGCGUUGCUAAAGUGACAAAUACUUACACAGAUCUCUUAUUUGACAAGACAGCAGAGUGGAUAGUUAGUUGCCAAACUUAUGAAGGAGGUUUUGGCGGAUGUCCAGGCAUGGAGGCACAUGGCGGAUAUGCGUUCUGUGGGAUCGCAUCUCUGGCGUUACUAAACCGGCCAAAGCUGUGUGACGUAGAUGCACUCUUGAGGUGGUGUGUGAACCGUCAAAUGCGGCUAGAGGGCGGCUUUCAGGGGCGGACUAACAAACUUGUUGAUGGCUGUUACUCAUUUUGGCAAGGUGCAGCUUUUCCCAUAAUCAGUGCUAUCUUAGCGCAAGAAGACAAAGAACUGAUAGAAACGUGUUUAUUCAAUCAAGCUGCCUUGCAAGAAUACAUCAUUGUUUGCUGUCAAGCCAACGAUGGAGGCCUAAUUGACAAGCCUGGCAAAGCGCGCGACAUCUACCACACGUGCUACACGCUGUCAGGGCUGUCGAUCGCGCAGCACGGCACGGGCGCCGGCGACCCGUUCGUGGUGGGCUCCCCGCGCAACGAGCUCAACCGCGUGCACCCCCUGCACAACGUGGCGCCGCACCUCGUCUACAACGCCGUGCACUACUUCAUCAGGCAUCCGCCACCGGUCAAGGAUUUCAGGAAAAACUAGCUUGUUUUAGAUCUUCAACUAUUUAGCACUGAUGACGCACUGCUCUGCACGAUCACGUGUGAUGCGUGCUUA